AUGGUGGAGUACCCAACACCGGCCAAUUUCCUGGAGAAUCUACCUGCCUACCCCAUCAAGGAGAUGUGCAAGAUCAUCGAUGGAUUCCCCGCGAACGCAGACAUCCUGGAAAAGGUGUUUGCAGCCGCGAGCCUGUACUACAACUACACAGGAGACCAGACUUGCAACCAGAUUGAGUAUGAAGACAACUCCAAUACUUCACUCGGUGGCUGGGGAUGGCAGGCUUGCACACAGAUGAUCAUGCCGAUGUCAACCUCCAACGAGAGCAUGUUCCCACCAUACACAUUCAGCUACGAUGACAUGUCUGAUGCCUGUUUUCAGUUGAACAGGGUUCGGCCGAGGCCGCAUUGGAUCACAACUGAGUAUUGUGGACAUAAGACAGAUAAAGUGCUCAAGAGGUUUGGGAGCAACAUCAUCUUCUCCAACGGAAUGCGAGACCCAUGGAGUCGAGGCGGGGUGCUCAAGAAUAUCUCAUCCAGCAUCGUGGCCCUUGUCACAGAGAAAGGGGCUCAUCAUUUGGACCUCAGAUCUGCAACCAAGGAUGAUCCAGAUUGGGUUGUAGAACAAAGGAGACAAGAAGUUGAGAUCAUACAGGGAUGGCUAGAUCAGUAUCAUCAGGACAUGGCAUAAUUAUCCU
Molecule: messenger RNA, 637 nt
Organism: Panicum virgatum (switchgrass)
Lineage: Eukaryota; Viridiplantae; Streptophyta; Magnoliopsida; Poales; Poaceae
Product: lysosomal Pro-X carboxypeptidase-like
Exons: 6
Coding region: 1-630 (209 amino acids)
Biological process (GO): proteolysis
Molecular function (GO): dipeptidyl-peptidase activity; serine-type exopeptidase activity
Source: RefSeq, a predicted model, not a curated record